Molecule: messenger RNA, 3000 nt
Organism: Physcomitrium patens
Lineage: Eukaryota; Viridiplantae; Streptophyta; Bryopsida; Funariales; Funariaceae
Product: alpha-amylase type B isozyme
Biological process (GO): carbohydrate metabolic process
Molecular function (GO): alpha-amylase activity; calcium ion binding
Source: RefSeq, a predicted model, not a curated record
GCUGCAUGCUAUUACUAAUUGCUGAGAAAUCAAGUCUUUCAAGACUCGAGACUUGGAUCGGCUUUAGCAUCGAUUGAAUCUGUGUGGGUCUAGUUUCCGCAGAAUUUGAGAUAACUCUUGGGCUGAUGAAGAGGGAUUCAAAGGAUUUUUUCUUAUUUUUUUAUUGUUUAAAUCGGUGACGGGACGAGAACCAAAUUGACAUUUCGAUGGCCGCCUUGGAGGCAAUUUGAGGAUUUGUAGCACAAGUGCACGGUGAAGAGUAGUGCUGAUUUAUUUGUGAGCUGGUGUGCUGCGUGACUGUGAAAGUACGGAAGGAGGUUCGAGCAUUUUAGUUGUUGGCACAUUUUCGUGCAGGGUUUCGUUCUGUGGUUCACGCGAUCGAGCUUGAUGGAUGGUUUUUAGUGCGGUUUUGCAUCUCGAGCGUAUUCAAGCGCAAAAUUAGUGGGGUUUCAAAUGCGCCUUAGUUUAUCACAGUACUUUGCGUCGUUACGUGCCCGAUGUGAUGGCUGAUUAUCAGCCCUGUUCGGUUUGAAUUGUUCUGUUGGAUUCAUACAAAGAUAGUGGCUGCUCAAUUCUCGAAACGCUUCAAGGCGCCACUAAGUCAUAGGUUCAUUUCAUUUAUUAGUAUAUUACUUGCGUGGUUGUGAAAAGGGUGAGGUUGCACAGCCACCGUUGUGUGCUAGAUGCUGGAGGAAUAUUUCAUCUAACGCGGUUUUCCGCGUAUGAGUUUUUAAGUUUGUUCUAAUCUAGAAUUUCCAUGCAGUGAAGACAGUGUUACUUGAUAGGGCAGUUUUUUUGGUGUAGUACUGGAUAUGUCAAUUGUGACAUGCUUGUCUGGAGUUGUAACUCCUUCAAUGUUCCUUAGUUUUAAGCAUGUUUCGUUUUCACUUCUUGCAGUUGAUAUUCUUUGGAGGUCGCAAGUCACCAUGGCCUCCAUGGUCGCUCAAGCAGCUCAGGUGAACGUGCUGAGGGAGAGCAGUCUGAGUUCAUCGCAUGCUCCAGUAACAAAUAAGAAGGCGAUGAGAGCAUGUAUGGCUCCAUCUUUCUCCUCUGUCUCUUCUACUUUCUAUUCCUCUAAACGGCUGCGAAGCACCAGUUCUGUGCCUAGGCCUGCUACAAAAAGAACCACAAUCAAAUCUGCUUUGGAUGUCUCCAAAGCUGCCAAUGAAGCAACGGAAAAUUUGAAGAAGGCUUCCGAAGUUUCCAAGGAAAUUAUGAAAGAGGCUGCAGAAGGAACAGUAGAGUCUGUGAAAGAGGUUACAAAUCGCGCACUUACGCGAAAACUGUCGCGAAAGCGCAGCUUUCACUUGCCUCGCGGUGGCAACAUCAAGGCAGAUCCGCUUCGAAUUGUCAUGUUUCAGGGAUUUAACUGGGAAUCAUGGAAGAGCCCCAGCUGGUACGAUAUCAUCGGUAACAGAGCGGAAGAAUUGGCUGCAGCAGGCAUUACUGAUGUUUGGUUUCCUCCCCCCAGCCAUUCUGUGGCUCCUCAAGGAUAUAUGCCAGGUAGGCUAUACGAUUUGAGCGCAUCCAAGUACGGGAAUGAGGAGAAGCUCUUUGAAACGAUUAACAAAUUUCACAAAGCAGGAGUGCGGUGCAUUGCUGACAUUGUUGUGAACCAUAGAUGCGGUGAUGCUCAAGACGAGAGAGGGGAAUGGGUCAUUUUUGAAGGAGGCACUCCUGAUGAUGCUCUCGACUGGGGUCCUUGGGCUGUAGUUGGAGAUGAUUACCCAUACGGAAAUGGAACCGGUGCUCCAGACACCGGUGCUGACUUCGAGGCUGCACCUGACAUUGACCACACUAAUGAACGAGUUCAAAGCGACAUUAUCAACUGGAUGAACUGGAUGAAAUACAAAAUUGGGUUUGAUGGGUGGAGAUUCGACUUCGCAAAGGGUUAUGGAGGAUACUUCGUUGGUAAAUAUAUUGAGAAGACUGAACCAGGGUUCGCAGUUGGGGAGUUGUGGACCAACAUGUGUUAUGGAUAUGGUGGUUUGGAUUAUAACCAAGAUGGUCAUAGGCAGCAAUUGGUUGACUGGGUUCAUUCAACUCACAAUAGGUCUACUGCAUUCGAUUUCACCACAAAGGGCAUUUUGCAAGAGGCUGUUAAAGGUCAGUUAUGGCGACUGCGAGAUCGGAAUAGCAAACCACCGGGGAUGAUUGGGUAUUGGCCCGAAAAGGCAGUGACAUUUCUUGAUAACCACGAUACUGGAUCCACACAGAACCACUGGCCUUUCCCGAGUGAACAUAUCAUGCAAGGCUACGCUUACAUACUUACCCAUUCUGGCAACCCCUGCAUUUUCUACGAUCAUUUUUACGACUGGGGUUUGAAGGACGAAAUUACAAGGUUGAUCGAGUUGCGCAAGCGGAACGACAUUAAUGCAAGGAGCAAAGUCCACAUCGUGACUGCUGAGAACGAUUUGUACGUUGCGAAGAUCGAUGACUGUGUCAUACUCAAGAUUGGUCCUCGGUAUGACAUGGGCCAUCUGACUCCAAACUCUGGGGAUUAUAAAAUCGGGGCAGUGGGAAAGGAUUAUUGCGUGUGGGAGAAGAAAAACUAGAGUCUCCUUGUAAAAGAAAUAGACAAUUUUUAUCAUAUAGCACAUUUAUAAAUUCUCAAAUAGCGCUAUCGUUGCUAAUUAUAGCUGAUUAGAGAAGCCAUUUUUUUGCUUCGUAUCAAUGGUAUACUCAGCAAAGGCUUCAGACGCAGGUGUGACGUUUAAUUGUCAAAGUCUAGACAUUUGAUGACGCAUCUGGUCCUCACCGCCUGCUUCAGGAGUUAUCGUCAGCUGUGUCAUCAAUCUUCAGUUACAGUGGAUUUACAUAACUGUCUCAUUGGUUGUACAUAUUUUGUUUUCUGGUAGUACAUACCCUAUAUUUCUGGCAGUAUAGUCUCGAAAGGUUGUAAAUGCCUACUUGCUUCGGCAGGUUUUACCAGGGUGUUGGCUGUCAUACUCAAUUUUUUCCCUUUUCAGUGUAAAGAAGCGUGAAGCAAACCUUCCAUAA